AUGUACAAUUCACAGCAAAGCGCAAGUCUGUUCCUCGGAGGAGAACGCAUCAGCGGACAGAACAUCAGAGAUCAGAAUGUCCUUGCUGCCGCUUCCAUCGCCAACAUUGUCAAGUCGUCGUUGGGACCUGUCGGUCUCGACAAGAUGAUUGUCAACGAGAUUGGUGAUGUCACUAUCACGAAUGACGGCGCUACGAUUUUGAACAUGUUAGAGGUUGAGCACCCCGCAGGAAGGAUCUUGGUCGAGUUAGCACAGCAGCAGGACAAGGAAGUCGGUGAUGGCACGACCUCUGUUGUCAUUAUUGCGGCCGAGCUCUUGAAGAGGGCUAACGAGUUGGUCAAGAACAAGAUCCACCCCACUACCAUCAUCACAGGAUACCGUUUGGCGUCCAAGGAGGCUUGCAAGUUCAUUGCGGAUCAGAUGUCGAUCAAGGUUGAUGCCCUUGGCCGUGAUUGCCUUGUCAAUGCUGCAAAGACCAGCAUGUCCAGCAAGAUCAUUGGGUCCCACGACGAAUUCUUCUCGAACAUGGCUGUCGAUGCUAUGCUUGCUGUCAAGUCGACCAACAGCCGCGGCGAACACAAAUACCCAGUCAAGGCUGUCAACGUCUUGAAGGCUCACGGAAAGAGUGCAACAGAGUCGACGCUGAUCAAGGGAUACGCUCUCAACUGCACAGUCGCCAGUCAGGCCAUGAAGACCAAGAUCACCAACGCCAAGAUUGCCUGCCUCGACAUCAACUUGCAGAAGGUCCGCAUGAACUUGGGCGUACACAUCAUGGUCGACGAUCCAGACAAGCUUGAGGAUAUCCGCAAGAGGGAAAGCGAUAUUACGACGGAGCGUAUCAAGAAGAUUCUUGCAACUGGAGCCAACGUUAUCUUGACGACCAAGGGAAUUGACGACAUGUGCUUGAAGUUGUUCGUCGAGGCUGGAGCAAUGGCUGUCCGUCGCUGCAAAAAGGAGGAUCUUCGCAGGAUUGCCAAGGCCACUGGAGCUACCUUGAUCUCGACGUUAGCCAACUUGGAGGGCGAGGAGACAUAUGAGGCAUCGUACCUCGGUUACGCUGAGGAGGUCGUUCAGGAGAGGAUCUCGGACGAUGAGUGCAUCUUGGUCAAGGGCACCAAGGCCCAGUCGUCGGCCUCGAUCAUUCUUCGUGGAGCCAACGAUUUCAUGCUGGACGAGAUGGAGCGUUCUUUGCACGAUGCCCUGUGCGUGGUCAAGCGCACCUUGGAGAGUGGAAGUGUUGUCCCCGGAGGAGGAGCCGUCGAGACUGCCCUGAACAUCUACCUCGAGAACUUUGCCACCACCUUGGGCUCGCGUGAGCAAUUGGCGAUUGCAGAGUUUGCGAGCGCACUGCUUGUGAUCCCCAAGACGUUGGCUGUGAAUGCAGCCAAGGACUCGACAGAUCUGGUGGCGAAGCUCCGUGUGUACCAUAACGCUUCCCAGAAGGACGUGUCUCGCCAGGGAUUGAAGUGGUAUGGCUUGGAUUUGAUGAAUGGCGAGGUUCGUGAUAACGUCCAUGCUGGAGUGUUGGAGCCUGCUCUGUCCAAGAUCCGUGCUCUGCGUUCUGCCACUGAGACUGCAUUGUCGAUCCUCCGCAUUGAUGAUAUGAUUACUGUGGCGCCUGAGCAGCGUCAGGAGGAUGAUGGCCAUGGCCACUAA
Molecule: messenger RNA, 1656 nt
Organism: Linnemannia hyalina
Lineage: Eukaryota; Fungi; Mortierellomycota; Mortierellomycetes; Mortierellales; Mortierellaceae
Source: the annotation of a GenBank genome assembly